CACACAGGCACACACACAUGUAUAUAUACAAGGAUGGCUUCCCAGACAGUGAAAAGUAUAGACAACAUAAACUAAUAUAACCUGAAGACGUUAUUGAGUCCCCUACGUAAACAGCGCGUCGAUACGUCAAGGUUAACGUCAAGGUAAACAAUGCGUCGAUACGUCAAGGUAAAAUAAACAGGUCUCUGGUGCAUCACACGAGAAAAGCAAGUUUCCCAUAAAACUGAAAAUAUCCCACUCUGUCAGGACCAGAAUCCCAGUACAGGGGAGUAUUACCAAGGAUUGACAUCAUAGCUAAUGGUAGGAGUUUCGCGGAGCUGAAAAGUAAGUUGUAUUAGCUAGAAUGUGUUUAGCUAAAAUGUGUCUCUCACAUGUGAUCAGUUCUUCGUAGUCAAGCAAAACACGUUUCUCACAGCAAACGAUUACGUAAUGGGAGCUAGAAUAUGCUUCCCACAACUACUGAAUGUGCAACACCAACAAAAACUAGAGUGUAACAGCUGAUGAGGGAGUAGUAUCACGCUCUUACGCUCCCAGGACCUCCGGCUACAGUAAAACUAACAGUACGAAAGCGAUCAACAGUUUGUAGCAGCAGCCAUGGAUCAGGGUCCAGAUAUCUCAGUGGCGAGCCAGGAGCUGCCCUCGGAUGGCUUUGGGUCGCCAGAGAUUAGUAGCCUCGACUUCCUAACGCUAGCAAACUUCGACAAUAAUCUCACCAACUUGGCGCACAACUUCUCCUGGCUAUUCAACGUGUCAGAGGGCCUUAACAUCGACCUAAUCAACAAGUUCCAGCGAAAUAGGCGGGUGAACGACGGGGCCUACUACGCCCUCAUCGUCGUCUACAGUCUACUCAUCGUCCUAGGCUCGACGGGGAACUCCCUCGUCGUCGUUGCCGUCAUUAGAAAGCCCGCUAUGAGGACGGCGCGCAAUGUGUUCAUCAUCAACCUGGCCAUUUCAGACCUCCUCCUGUGUCUGGUCACCAUGCCCCUCACCUUGGUGGAGCUCCUGUCGCAGUACUGGCCUCUCGGUGACCACCCUUUCCUCUGCAAACUGGUGGGCACUCUGCAGGCCACCUCCAUUUUCGUCUCCACCAUCUCCAUCACCGCCAUCGCCCUCGACAGAUACCAGGAUACUUAUUGA
This is a messenger RNA of Homarus americanus (American lobster), 1137 nucleotides long. Its product is annotated as neuropeptide F receptor-like. Gene Ontology annotation, cellular component: membrane. The record is from RefSeq and is a predicted model, not a curated record. Gene Ontology annotation, molecular function: G protein-coupled receptor activity. Lineage: Eukaryota; Metazoa; Arthropoda; Malacostraca; Decapoda; Nephropidae. The transcript has 2 exons. The coding region runs from base 595 to 1137 and encodes 180 amino acids. Gene Ontology annotation, biological process: G protein-coupled receptor signaling pathway.